This is a messenger RNA of Penicillium coprophilum, 4200 nucleotides long. RefSeq names its product putative sensor histidine kinase/response regulator (gene fphA). The record is from RefSeq and is a predicted model, not a curated record. Bases 1 to 4200 code for a protein of 1399 amino acids. The transcript is spliced from 4 exons. Gene Ontology annotation, biological process: detection of visible light; regulation of DNA-templated transcription; phosphorelay signal transduction system. Gene Ontology annotation, molecular function: protein binding; phosphorelay sensor kinase activity. NCBI's taxonomy places the organism in Eukaryota, Fungi, Ascomycota, Eurotiomycetes, Eurotiales, Aspergillaceae.
AUGACGUCUCCACAUUCAAAGCACGUCGCGCUGGGGUCCCCCCGCAAACGAUCGGAGAGUGUUGUGUCUCCGAACCGGACAGAGCCCCCAACACAAGGACAAGAGAAUAGAGAUCGAGCACAUUCAAGCGCAGAUAUUCAAGAUUCACCGGCCACUGGCUUUGACCCCACCGAGCGUGUUUUCCCUAUUCGGUCGGUUGUUUCGGUCGAUCCUACAGUUGCCCCCCAGUAUUCGGCCCCAACGCACCCUCGGGAUGCGGUAUCACCAACCCGAGAUGGAGCGCGACAGUAUACGUUCAUCGACGAACGCACGUGGAAUCAACUGCACUCGCAGGCUAAUUCCGAUCACCUUCAUCACCCCGAUCCCGAGAACGCCGAACCUACCAUUCCCACCGAUAUUCCACGCCACGAGACACAUGUCAUAGAUGAUAAAACAGAACUUGCCACCCAUUCUCUGGCAUCGGAUGUUAUUCAACACCCAGAAGUCUACGCCAAACCUGUCCAAAGUGACCACCAGUCCCGAAGUGCAUCCAUCACGUCUGCAUCCGCUCAUACCCAACGCAGGAAUGCCGAAGACCAUGAUCAUGUUACUGCCCGCUUCAAACAUGUUAUGACGGAUGCCGGUCAUGCCGUCAUCACAGGAAGAGAUGGAGAAGCAUUCCAAUACUGCGAGGACGAGCCCAUUCGCAUCCCCGGUGCGAUCCAGAGCUUUGGUUUAAUGAUAGCCCUCCGCGAAGAGUCGCCAAAUCAGCUUGUGGUCCGUAUUGUAAGCGAGAACUCGGCUGAUUUUUUGGGUUAUUCGCCCAAGCAAUUGUUCGAGUUGGAAAACUUGUGCGAUAUUUUGAGUGAGGACCAAGCAGACAACCUGCUAGAUCACGUUGACUUUGUUCGUGAUGAUGCACAUGAUCCAUCCGUCGAUGGACCGGAAGUUUUCAAUAUGUCAAUCCGAACAGCUGAUGGGGAGCGCCGCAAAUUUUGGUGUGCCACCCAUGUCUCACAGACGCAAAAGGAUUUGAUUGUCUGCGAGUUCGAACUUGAGGAUGACCUUAUAAACCCGUUAAAUGUUGAGGGCCUUGAUACCCCGUCAGUUCCCGCGGACACCCUAGGGAUUGUUCCAACAGCAGAUCAACUCGCUGGGAGCACAAUCAACAUCAGCCAGCCUCUCCGCAUUCUCAGGAGUGCCCGUCGUAGGAAGGGCGAGGCGUCCUCCAUGGAAGCUUUCAGUAUCCUAACACAGAUACAAGAGCAAUUGGGGAGAACAAGAGAUCUGGACCAAUUGCUUAAUACAACUGCGGGAUUGGUCAAGGAGUUGACUGGCUUUCAUCGUGUCUUGAUCUAUCAGUUCGAUAGCAGCUGGAAUGGCAUGGUUGUCGCCGAGCUGGUUAAUCCCAACGCCACUAUUGAUCUCUACAAGGGUCUUCAUUUCCCUGCAUCUGAUAUUCCUGCGCAAGCCCGGGAACUUUACAAAAUCAAUAAGGUCCGGCUCUUGUAUGAUCGAGAUCACGUCACUUCUCGCCUCGUGUGUCGGACCUUGGAGGAUCUUGAAUCCCCCUUGGACAUGACUCACGCCUAUCUUCGCGCAAUGUCUCCAAUUCAUGUAAAAUAUUUGGCACAUAUGCAAGUCCGGUCUUCAAUGUCGAUAAGCAUCAAUGCUUUCAACGAUCUCUGGGGGCUGAUCUCCUGCCAUAGCUAUGGGAAUGCCGGUAUGCGCGUGUCAUUUCCCAUACGCAAAAUGUGCCGGCUCCUCGGCGACACUGUAUCUAGAAACAUCGAGCGGCUGUCGUAUGCCUCUCGGCUUCAGGCCCGAAAGCUGAUCAACACCGUCCCGACAGAGGCCAACCCAUCAGGCUAUAUCAUUGCGUCCUCAGAUGAUCUGCUACAACUGUUUGAUGCGGACUACGGGGUUUUGUCAAUUCGUGACGAAACAAAAAUUCUUGGUGACAACAAUAACUCUCAGGAGGUGCUUGCAUUGAUAGAGUUCCUUCGCGUCCGUCAGUUGGAUGCAGUGCUUGCGUCGCACGAUAUCGCUAAGGAUUUCCCUGAUUUACAUUAUGCCCCUGGAUUGAAGGCAAUAUCUGGUCUUCUAUAUGUCCCGCUCUCUACUGGCGGUAGUGAUUUCAUCGCAUUCUUUCGUCGGGGACAUCUUACUGAAAUUAAGUGGGCUGGUAAUCCUUACGAAAUUGAAAAAAGAAAACAGACUGCAGGAUAUCUGGAGCCUCGAGAAAGUUUCAAAGCAUGGCGGGAGACGGUUCUAUCGCAAAGUAGAGAGUGGACAGAGACGGACGUCGAGACGGCGGCAGUCUUGUGCUUGGUUUACGGUAAAUUUAUCAAAGUUUGGAGGCAGAAGGAGGCAGCUAUGCAGACCUCACAACUCACCCGACUGCUUCUGGCUAAUUCUGCACACGAAGUUCGGACACCUUUGAAUGCAAUUGUGAACUAUUUGGAGAUCGCACUCGAGGGUGCUCUGGACGAUGAAACCAGAGAAAGCUUGACAAAAUCUCAUUCGGCUUCAAAAUCACUAAUUUACGUGAUCAACGAUCUCCUCGACUUGACAAAUACCGAAAAAGGCCAGGAUCUCAUUAAAGAUGAGAGCUUCGACCUCCAAUCAACCUUUAGAGAAGCGGCUGAUAUGCUGUCUGGCGAUGCCAAGCGGAAGAACAUUUCAUACUCUGUUGCAGUUCAUCCAGGUAUUCCUGAGUCGGUUGUCGGCGACCAGCGUCGUGUCCGGCAAGUUCUCUCCAAUGUGAUCUCAAACGCCAUUCAGCACACCAAAUCUGGUGCGGUGACAACAAAAAUGUAUCGAUCUGCGACGCAAAGCAUGCCAGGUCAUGUGGGAGUGGAAAUUGUUGUCAUUGAUACGGGGGUCUCGACUGAUGAGACUUACUAUUCCGAAGAAGAAGAGAAACCGCAGAACUCAAAGUCAAAACGUGUAUUGGGUCUUGGUCUUGCUCUUGCAGCAAGAAUCGUUCACAACAUGCAUGGCCAGCUCGCUGUCAGAUCGGAAGAAGGGAAGGGUAGUCAUUUCAAGAUUAUAUUGCAGUUCCGUUUGCCAGAGGGGACAGCCGUGGAUGGAGAUGCAGAUGCAAUUUCUUCUCAGAGUGCUGUCGUUCCUACAACGCCUUUACUUUCAGAGAAGGAGUUUACGCUAAUUCCUGGAUCACAUGAUUCUUCUGAUACUAGGCGACGAAGCACGGAAAGCCUUCGCAGUGGUGGCAGUUCCCGCAGUGGACACAGUGGGCGUAGUGGGAAAAGUCAUGCCGACAGACUCAUCAGUGCCAUGCAAGAGCCUCCCCUCAAGAGAAGCAAUAGCCAAGAUUUGGAUCUGAAACGGCUGAACACCCCGUCGAGCCCUGUUAGCACCAGCAGCAAUCAUGCAAAUUCUUCUCUUGCAUCACCAUCUGCUAUAACCCGAUCAUUUCCCCCGCAGGAUUCACACUCAAGUUUGUUCUCUGUCACACGCACCCCACCACUCACUCUACAGCCACUUGUAACUCCCCCUCCUCCUGGUCUGGAGAAUAUCACAGACUCGGGAGUUCCGAUGAGUGCUUUACGAAUGUCACAACAUGCCGUCAAUCUCAAAUCACCGCAAAUUGAGCACAUCAGUGAAGGUGGCUCUUAUUUUCCAAGAGUUUCGCCAGUCACAGAAACAUCACAAGGUUCCUCCUCUGGGCCAUCUUGUGCCGCACCAACAACCACCGAACCUUCAACGACAGAAUACGAGCCACUCAACGUCCUUGUCGCCGAGGACGAUCCAAUCAAUAGCAAGAUCAUACACAAACGGUUGACCAAGCUUGGCCACAGUGUCCAGUUGACCAGCAAUGGUGAAGCCUGCACAAUUGCCUUUGCCUCCGCCACCAAAUCCUUCGAUGUUGUGCUGAUGGAUCUCCAGAUGCCGAUCGUCGAUGGAAUGGCAGCAACCCGGGCGAUUCGGGAGUUUGAAUCCAAGACACCCAAGGAAGCACUGUCCGACAAAGCUAUACGCAAUGACCGAGUACCCAUUUUUGCCGUCUCCGCAUCUCUAGUCGAACAAGAACUCGCAAGCUACGUUGACACUGGAUUUGAUGGUUGGGUCAUGAAACCUAUCAAUUUUCCUCGAUUAAACGUCCUUUUGAGCGGUAUCUGCGAUUCGUUCGCCCGACAAGCAGCCACAUAUACGCCUGGUGGGGAAUGGGAAAAUGGUGGAUGGUUCAACGCCAAGUAA